Messenger RNA from Penicillium oxalicum, 123 nucleotides. RefSeq lists its product as uncharacterized. The record is from RefSeq and is a predicted model, not a curated record. The coding region runs from base 1 to 123 and encodes 40 amino acids. Lineage: Eukaryota; Fungi; Ascomycota; Eurotiomycetes; Eurotiales; Aspergillaceae. The transcript has a single exon.
AUGCAUCUCUUGGUUCAAAUGAUUCUCGGUAUCCUCCAGCGGGACCCUCUCGCGUUUGGAUACACAAUGGGUUUCUCGUCAGAUACAUGUUUUGGAAAACUCGACGCGGAUGGAAGCAUAUGA